Periconia digitata is the source of this 2385-nucleotide messenger RNA. The record is from the annotation of a GenBank genome assembly. Lineage: Eukaryota; Fungi; Ascomycota; Dothideomycetes; Pleosporales; Periconiaceae.
CUAUAAACAAUGAUUCUUGAACAAUAAGGACGUCGGUCGGUCGGAAGUGAUUUGGGUAGUGUAGCAGUAAGAACACGAAACCUUCAAGACAGUCAAUCGUCCCAUUUUUAUUAUCAAUAACGAGCGCUUUUUGAAGUUAAAAAAAAAGAUUGGUAGAGUCUCGCACAGAUUGAGCAUGAAUGUACGAUCCGGAUCCCCCUUCCCGUAAGCUUAGUCAUUAGCGUGACGGGUCGGAUGAUAACACCUCGCCGUUCCGAUCAUCCUUCACUCUUUCACACUUUUUCGGCAAUUUCUCAACAGAUGGAAGACCCAGAGCAGCCAGCUACCGAGAGAGCCGUUCAGGGCCGUGUUCUCCAGGCAUGUCAAAGGUGCCGAAGCUUGAAGACCCGGUGCCUGCUGAGUGAUCAUGCCGGAAUAUGUCAGAGAUGUCUCCAUGCUAAGAAGGAUUGUGUCUGGGCCGAAGUCCCGCGGCGAGCCCGGAAGGCUCGUGGACCAUCGCGGAUUGCACAAGUAGAGCAAAAGAUCGAUGGUCUUGUUGCGAGCAUUGCAAGACCACCAACAAACCACAGUAGUUUCGCGUCAACCUCUGAGCAACGCACACCUCCAGGCGAUACGGCAAGACGAAUCCCAGGGAAAAGCAAUGAAAGGACAGUCCAUCCCGGAAGCUGGCUACCUUUCCCAGACUCAUUUGAUCAAGAAGCAUCGAAUCCGCAACAGUCCAGGGAAAACGGCGCAGAAGAAUCACAACCAGGUGAUGAGUUGAAUGAACGAUUUCUUAAUCGCCUGCGCGACAUACACACUUUCAGCACAGAAACAGACAUGGAAAGAGCUCCAGAUGCAGUGUUUCAAGGUGCUCACAGGUUUGAGCCUGAGAUUAAUAAUGAAUAUGUCAAGCGACUUCUAUCUACUGGUGAAGCCGAAAUACUUCUAAAUGAGUAUCGGGCAAUGUGGUCUUCGUUUCCUUUCGUACCACUGGCAAACCACACUUCUGCUAGAGAUCUUUCCGAAACUAAACCUAUGCUUUUCUUGGCUAUUCUCACAGUGGCGUCCUGGAAAAAUCGACUACGUCAAAAGAUUCUCGACAAAACUUACCGGACAGAGCUGAGUGAGCGCACCAUUGUCAAUCCUCACAGAACGCUUUCCAUCGUACAGAGCAUUCUCGUAUAUCUCUCCAGAUAUCACUUCCUGUUCAGCCAUAAAACUCAACAAAUCUUCUCGCUUCAGCAAGUUGCCGUUGGAUUGGCGCUUGACAUCGGCCUCCACACAAAGACUAGAAGAACAUUCAUGAACGGUAUGUCUGGAAGAACGCCUCCCAAGGCUUAUUCAGAGCAAGAGCAGCGUGAGCGGCAAAGAACCUUUCUAGGCUGUUACUACAUGUCAUCCAUGAUCGCCGGAGGCCUUCAAAAGCCCAACCUAUUGCGAUACACUGAUUACAUGGGAGAGUGUUGUAAAGAUCUAAGACAGGCUCGCGAAAUCCCGUCAGAUGUCAUAAUCGGGCGUCUCGUCACUCUCCGCCGAUUAGACGACCAAAUUCAUGAUGCCUUCUACUCCGAGGAUGCCGUCGAUCUCUCGCUCUCAGACCCUCGCAUAAACAUGAAUUACAAAUUCCUUCAGGCACAGUUGGAGGAUUUCGGCAGCGAGGAUUGCCUUGACGAGCUUCAAAGGAUGAUCGAUCUGACUUCAACGUUCACAAGCGUGCAGCUGCACAGUAUCUCUCUUCGACAGGCUUCAACUCCUACAAACAUGAUCGCAGGCAACACUCUGCAACUCAAUGCCCUACUUGCAACCCUUGAAGCUUGCAAGCGCCACACAGAUAUACUUCUCAGCAUAUCAGCCUCCGAGUAUCAUCUGUUGUCUUUUUCCGAAUGGAUGAGACUCCCGGUUGUCAUGAUUACAGGCGCGCGCCUAUGUAUCCCCAGCGAUCAUCUAUCAGCAAUUAAUUGGGAUAUCAAAGCAGCCCAUGAACGACUUCGCCUCGACUCUUUUCUUGAGUUCUUAUGUGCGCGAAUGCAAGCAAUCAGUGUCAGUGUAUAUGACUUCUGGAGUAUCCUGAACAUGAUCAUGCGCGAACUGAAAACUUGGUACCUCAAACGGAUCAACCCCGGAAGUCAACCAAUUGAUCCAAUCAAUGUGUUCGGCAUUCCCACGCCAAAUGCGACGAUGAGUUCUCUCGGGAGUUCUGGUGCCACACCAGCUAGCCACGCUAUGGGUCAUGGUUGUCCUGUCGAUCAUGCAGGGCAGUUGUCCGCCGAAACUGGUAUGAAUCUGGAUAUGACUGAAGCUGCGUUCGCGUUCAUGAGAUCGGAGGAGUUUGAUAUGGAUAAAUUCUUCGACAUGGGCCUCUGGGGUGAUGAAACGUAUCUCGACAUGGGGUUCGGGUCGUAA